Messenger RNA from Linum trigynum, 924 nucleotides. Lineage: Eukaryota; Viridiplantae; Streptophyta; Magnoliopsida; Malpighiales; Linaceae. The record is from the annotation of a GenBank genome assembly.
AUGUUUUGUAAAAAAAAAAAAUUGAGAGAAGCUCUCGCCUCUCUCCUCGGCCUCUGCAGCGUGGCCGGCCGCCUCAUCCUCAACGCUCUGGUGACGAUCUUCAAGGUCAGCGUUAGUAAUCAACAAGCUAAUUGGAAAAGAUGGAAGCUCACCGGUAAAGGGAAAGCAGCAGUGCUGGAUAAUUCCAGUUUGCGAUCAGCGGCUGCUCCUCGGCUCUCGAUCCCGGCCCGCGGCGAUAACAGUGACCGUCGGGUUAACAGGGCACAGAAGCCUGACUCAAGUGUUAGGUGCAGCAAAAGGAAAAGGCCUUCCGACGAUCUUGCUCUGAUGGAAUGGUACAAAUGCCGCAAGAAGAACCCCAAAGUGGGCUGGCGAUUCCAGUUACCAUCCUCGUCGGACUUGGAAGAGACGAAUCCCCCCUGCUUGAAUGAUCGGGAUACUCUGGGGAUGCCCUCCCAAGAUUCUUUGGUGGAACCUGUGCUCAAGGCCCAGGGGAAACCGGUAAAACACCCAGAACCCAUUGCCAAGCUCGACGCAUCGGCGGUCGAAAUUUGGCGGAAAGCCAUAGGGGUCAUCGGUCUCCGGCCGUCAAGAUGUUUGACCAUUGCCGCCGGCCCUUCUCGGUUGCGGCGGCGACGUGAAACCCGGGAUAAAAAUAAAUCUUUAAUUCCGGAUAAUCAUCCCUGGUUUAUAGGGAUUAAGGAGGAUUUCUCCAAUAUUCUGCACGGUUACAGAAACGAAACUAAUCUCCCCAAUCCCACUCGGACUCUGCCUCUGAAUUCUGUUAGGUGUCCGCCUGGGAGUGAGACUCAAGGGGUCAAAAACCCUUUUAAAAACCCGCCUCCCCAGUUGCGAUCAAGCACUUCACAAUCCUGCAAAAAAGCAACUGCGGUUGAUAGGGUGUUUGCUUCCUCCCAACGAUGA